GUCUGCUGGACGGGAAACUGCACGUGUGUUAGCGGGAGCUGCGGAGCACUCAGGCGGACUGUUGUCGUUGUUGUUGUUGUUGUUAUUUAUCGGUGUUGUUGUUCAGAGUUACAGCCGCGCGGGGAACGUGUUUCCAUGGUGAUAACUCCCGCAGAAAGGCGGCUGUCGUGCCUGUCGCUGCUAGCUGAUGCUGUGUGGUUAGCUUAGCCGCUCGGUGCUAGCCCCGCGGCAUGCCGGGACCGCAGACAGCCGGACCACCGGGGGACCCAAACGGUGGAUUAUUCACUUAAAUCGGAUUAUAAAUAUGGAUUAUGAAUUCCCGCGGCAGCUUUUCCCGUCGUUCUUCAACUCCGGCCCCCCGGCGGCCGUGCACGCGCACAGCGUCGGCGGCUGGGGCGCGUACGGCGGCGUCAGCCCUGCAGCCGGAGCCGCGCACGGCGGCGGCGGGCGGCUGUGCGACCUGAGCUUCACCCCCCGGCGUCAGGCCCGGGCGGAGACGUGGCUUCCUGCCGAGCCACUCCCACUUCCUCUGCUGUCCCCAAAACACGGGUUCCCGUGGCCUUCGACGCCUCCGGACCCUCAGGACUUCAGUCAGCAGAUGGAGAACUUCUUCAUGGAUCACUGGCUGGACGCCUUCGGCUGCAUGAGUGACGUCCUGUGGAAGGAGCUCCGCUUCAAACCCAAAGUCACGCGGAUCAGAGGGAAAGGAGCGCUCCCGGGGCCAAAGGUCAGGCGCUGCAUCGAUGCUCUGAGGUUUAAGAAGUGUGAACUGACUUACGCCCUGGUGGACACGGACGUGUACAGCGACCUGCUGCUGGACGCCGUGCACGACGUGCCGCCGGCGCUGCUGGGCGAGCUGCUGCACGAGGAGCUGAGCGAGCAGCGGGACCGGGCGCUGUUCUCCGAGGCCGCCACAGGGGGCGCUCUGGCCUUCGUCCCCUUCCCGCAGAGCGGCGGGGGCGGGGCUUCACGACGCGGCUGCCUGCUGUACCCCGCCGGCCCGGCGUCCGACCGCCUCUACUUCCACAAGGUGGCGCUGCGGCAGCAGGGCGGCGGCCCGUCCUUCCUGGACGCCGACGGCAGCAAAGCGCUCCGCUUCCAGACGAGCGGGCCGGUCGCCCAGAUCAGCAGCGCCGCCCCGCUCAGCCGCUGCUGUGUUGCUGUGCGCUCCGCUCACAUGUGUGGCUUCUGGACGUUCAGUGAGACGGACGAGCCUCGUCUUCAUCAGGCCGUCCACAGCCAGCAGAGGGUCACCUGCAUCUGCGUCAGCCCUCAUGUUCCAGGUGAAGUCCUGCUGAGCAGUGAGAGCGGAGCCGCCAGCCUGUGGACCGUCGGCAGGGGGACUCAGGUGUUCAGGGCGGAGCACACUAACCUGUACUUCAACGCCCAGUCCAGGUGGAGGUGGGUCCAGUUCUCCGCCCACCCGAGGGUGAUGCUGUACGCCGACAGGACGGGGGCGGAGCUUACCGACAUGAGGGCCAGGUGCAGCAGUCACACUCUGUUUCGGAUCAGCAGCACGUCUGAGUGUAAGAGGGGGGAGCGGGUCGUCCUGUCCAGGUACCUGGCCGACGCCCACCCCUUCCACCACCUGGUCACCACACAGCACUCGGCGUACGUCCUGGACGAGCGCUUCCCCUGCGUGCCCGUGCUCAAGUGGGAUCACAUGAUGGAGUCUCCGCCCAUGUUCUGCCACGUGCUCCCUGGCUCCUCCCCCGGCGGCGUGGUGGGCGGGGCUAACAGCACCAAGCUCCUGCUGGGCUCCCAGAGGGCCCAGGAGAUCACCCUGCUGCAGUACGCAGGUGGCAGGUCCGAGGCGUGUGUGACUCGGGGCCCCCCCCAGGCCCUGCUGAGGCCCCGGGACAGCCUGCAGCAGCUUCCUGUGCAGAUCCCUCACCGCCUCGCCACGGCACGCAGCCGCCUCAGCACACCUGCUGCAGGUCUGACGAGUUUCCAGACAGUAGAAGAAGAAAGCGGCGAGGCGUGUCUGUGCGUCCUGCAGCUGACGGAGGCCGGAGACAUUUUCUACCAGAUCCUGCAGCCUCGGCCGCCAGAGAGCAGCCGAGCCGCCAGAGAGCGGGACGAGGCGCCGCCGCCGCCGCCGCCGCCGCCGCCGCCCGGCGCCACCCAGAGCACCAACCUGUCGGACUCUCAGUGGCCGGUGUCGAUAUCAGAGACGUCCAGCGACGAGGGCGUGGUCGGACCGACGCAGGCCGCCGCCACGCAGUCGCUCGUACCUGAAACGCCAGAGCGGGACCAGCAGGAGGCGACAUCCGAAUCCUCCUCAGACGAAUCAGAGGCCAAAAUGCGGCAGCGGCGCCUGAAGCGUUUCGGUCUGGACGUCGUCGUCAACGAUGAACCCGAGCUCGAGGCGACGGGCAGCGUGGCGGACGACACGGAGGCAGCGACAAAAACUAAGAGCCGUGAUGUUGAGGAAGCCGGCGCGAAUCAGCGACCGCAGAGAGACGCCGCUGAUGCCGACGGGGCGGGUGGAGUCGGCGCUCCUGACGGGCGGCGUCCCGAGGAGCUCAGCCAGGACGCUCUGCUCCGGUGGAAACGCUGGCUACAGAAACUGAUGCAGAAGAGCCGCGAUGACAAGCCCCGCCCACGCAGCCUGGAGCACGCCACGGUCAAGGCUGAAGACCUGCUGGGGCCGCCCGGGGACGCGGCGAGCUGCCCGCUGGACGAGGAGCGUCUGCAGGACCUGCGGCGAGACCUGAGGCGCUGCAUGACCCGAGGCUCCCUGCUGGUGCACGCCGCCACCGGCCUGCCGCCUCCACAAGCCGUCCCCGUGCCCGACGCCGUAGACGCCGCCGCCUGGCCCGACGACCUCAGCCGGCGGCUCACGGUGUCGUGGCAGGGCGACGCGCGCUGGAAGGCCUGGUGGGAGGACAGCCUGGGGCUGAACCGCCAGGCCAAGGAGGCGGCGCUGAGGAGCAAGAGGAGGAGGCAGAAGGAGAGGCGGAGUCAGCGCCUGGAGCUGUCGGGCAGCUUCACCUCGUCCAUCGGCCACCGGGACCUGGACGACUUCUCCGACUCCGCGGGCUGGUCGUCCGCCACCAGCCAGGGGGCGUGGUCCGACUCCGAGGGCGGCUUCUCCCAGACGGAUGUCUGGUCGGAGCCCGGGACGCCCAGAGCCGCCGCAUCGACAGACGCAGCGCCUGCAGAGGCCACACCCAGCAGCCUGCCGCCCGCCGCACAGCCCGCCGCGCCUCAGACCGCCUCGCCACCCGCCACACCUCAGGCUGUCUCACCGCCCGCCACACCUCGCAAACACCAGACCACUGCGCCACCCGCCUCGCCGCCCGCCGCACCUCAGACCGCCGCGCCGCCCGCCACACCUCGCAAACAGCAGACCAACCAGGCCGCCGCGCCGCCCGCCUCACCUGGCAAACAGCAGCAGCAUCACCAGCAGGGGGCAGCGGCGAGCAGCUCAGUCGCACCGAAGGCCGGCCCGGCCGCCCGGAAGACCAAACCUCUGAAUGACGACUACCUGAGCUCUGUGCUCGCAUCACAGGAGUCUUCGUCCUCGCAGCCUCAGAGCUUCUACCUGGAGGAGGUGAGCUCCAUGGACCUGGGCCUGCCGUCCUUUGGCUCCGCCCCCUGGCGCUCCUCGUCCCAGCGGAGCCUCAGGCCUGAUCUGUCCCGGGACGGGCCCCGGGCCCAGUCGCUCUCCCAGUCGCUCUCCCAGGGUUCUCUGGGGCGCCCGGGGCUGUCGCAGUCCUCCCAACCCAAGAAGAAGAAAUCUCGCAUGGGAUUUUGAGAGGAGGGGCGGGGCUUGUUGCUGUGCCAGACGCAGGUCACAUCAGGGUCACGUCAGGGUCACGUCGGGGUCACGGGACGACAUGUUCACUGCUUUUUCCUCUUGUCUCUGUGUUGUGGAAUACUUUCCUUUGCCAUGUGAGAAUUUGGGAGUUUUUGGAGUUUUUGGAGUUUUUGAAGCGUCGUCGCCACGGAGACCAACAGGAAGUCUGUCCUGCGUCUCGGGCAGGACGCUCAGCUGGACGGACGGCAGGGAUUAACUCUGAGGACCUGCUCUGUUCGGGGGGAGGAGCCGGCGUCCCGUCGGAGGAGCCCGGUGCUCUGAGGAUCCUGAGGAGGUUCUGGAGGGACUGGAGCAGGAUCUGAGCCGCAGACCAGCCAAGGUGGAUUUGGUAGGAAAAAUGGAAUUUAUUUUCCUACUUCCUGUGCGGUUCACUUUGCUGUGUUGUGACACACACACACACACACACACACAGGCUCUAGCCCGGGAUGGGACGUCCCAGUGUCAGGUAACUUGGUGUUUGAGUGGGACAGCUGGAGCAGGAUUCCUCACAUGGCAGCGACACGGGACGUCUGCAAAAUCAGAAAUACAGCUCCCAUAAAGGAACAUUUCACUGUUUGUAUUGGAAACGAGAUGCAGAUGAGAGUGUGUGUGUGUGUGUGUGUGUGUGUGAGAGAGAGAGAGAGGGCUCAGGGUGUCUGCUGGAUUUAUUUUUGUAUUAUUUCGUUGGAUCUUGGCGUUGGUGGUGUGUUGACGCUGCGGGGCGACCGGCCACCGAGCAGCCAAUCACACGUGACCUUUCAUUUCUGCUGGAGCUGAUUAAUUGAUGAGAAAAUGUGAUUAGAAUUCUGAUCAUGUGAUUAUCAAGUAAAAACCCUUUUCUCAGAACGUCGAUGCUCUGGCUGUCACCUGAUUGGCUCUGAGGUAGCCACGCCUCCGUGAGCUGAUUGGUUGUUUGAAAAGAAAAGUUUCCAACAUGAACUUGAUUGGAUGAUUUCAUGUGAUUUAUUCAGUUUGCAUGAAGCUCCUGCAGGAGGUUUCUGAUGUAAACGGGACUUUGUGAAAUGUCCCUUUAGUUUUGUCUGGGAAUGAGGCAGCUGGUGUUUUCACAGGACAACAGAAAGAGACAGAGACAAUGUAUUAAAAAUAAUAUUUUUUUAUAAGAUUGUUUUAGUACAUGUGACAAAAAACAAUAAAUAAGUUAUUAUCUACAAA
Molecule: messenger RNA, 4975 nt
Organism: Myripristis murdjan (pinecone soldierfish)
Lineage: Eukaryota; Metazoa; Chordata; Actinopteri; Holocentriformes; Holocentridae
Gene: taf1c
Product: TATA-box binding protein associated factor, RNA polymerase I subunit C
Exons: 15
Coding region: 305-3760 (1151 amino acids)
Biological process (GO): transcription by RNA polymerase I
Cellular component (GO): fibrillar center
Molecular function (GO): protein binding; RNA polymerase I core promoter sequence-specific DNA binding
Source: RefSeq, a predicted model, not a curated record